Messenger RNA from Nerophis ophidion (straightnose pipefish), 1937 nucleotides. RefSeq names its product BTB/POZ domain-containing protein 1-like. Gene Ontology annotation, molecular function: protein binding. NCBI's taxonomy places the organism in Eukaryota, Metazoa, Chordata, Actinopteri, Syngnathiformes, Syngnathidae. The record is from RefSeq and is a predicted model, not a curated record. Bases 164 to 1594 code for a protein of 476 amino acids. The transcript is spliced from 8 exons. Gene Ontology annotation, biological process: neurogenesis. Gene Ontology annotation, cellular component: cytosol; P-body.
AUGCGCGCAUGCGUGGUUGGUGGGGCGACGCAGCAUCAGCUAGCUUGUGUGAGCUAGCAAGAGGCAGGUGUGCGGACAGGUAGCGGCGAUGGCGACCACGUGACCAAACAUAAACAAGCACAGGACAGGACAGGACAGGAGAAGGCGGGACGGCUGCACAGUUAUGGCGACCGGCGGCGGCGGCUUGGCGUCCAACCAUGACGCCCGAGAGUCGCCGUCCAACUCGGCCCGGAGUGGAGCAGCAGUGGCGCUCUCCAACCUGCCAAACUCCCCUCCUGGACCCCCUGUCCCGCCUGUCCCCCCUGGUCCCCGGGAGCCUGUCCCCCCUGUGCCGCCCGGUCCCCGGGAGCCAGCGUACAACUGGCAGGCCACCAAGAGCUCGCUGAAGGAGCGCUUUGCUUACCUUUUCAACAAGCAGCUGCUGAGUGACGUCAGCUUCGUGGUGGGCAAGGGCAGGCAGGCCCAGAGGAUACCGGCCCAUAAGUUCGUGUUGGCCGCUGGCAGUGCCGUCUUUGAUGCCAUGUUCAACGGGGCCAUGGCCACGACCUCCACCGAGAUAGAGGUGCCCGACGCGGAACCGGCAGCCUUCCUCUCUUUGCUCAGGUUUCUGUACUCUGAUGACGUCCACACCUGUGCAGAGACGGUCAUGUCCACUCUUAACACGGCCAAGAAAUACGCCGUGCCGGCGCUGGCCAGCCACUGUGUGGACUUUGUCAGCAAGCACCUGAGAGCAGACAACGCAUUCCUGCUCCUCACACAGGCCAGGUUGUAUGACGAGCCCCAGAUCUCCAGUCUGUGUUUCGACACCAUCGACAAAAGUACUGCGGAGGCGGUAAACGCGGACGCUUUCACCGACAUAGACCUCGACACUCUGUGUGCGGUGCUGGAGAGAGACUCGCUCAGCAUCAGGGAGAACCGUCUCUUCGGAGCGGUGGUCCGUUGGGCCGAGGCUGAGUGUUGCAGACAACAGCUUCCUCCCACCCCCGACAAUAAGCAGAAGGUACUAGGAAAAGCUCUCCCGCUCAUCCGCUUCCCGCUCAUGAGUGUUGAGAAGAUCCCUGCAGUGAACCCCAAAGCACGUGGCGGCUGCAGCGACAGACCCCGCUGCUGCCUGCGAGGAGAGGAAUGCAGCAUCAACCGUUUCCAGCAGGUGGAGAGUCGCUGGGGCUACAGUGGUACCAGCGACAGAAUCAGAUUCAACGUCAGCAGACGAAUAUCUAUAGUGGGUUUUGGUCUGUAUGGUUCCAUCCAUGGGCACACCGACUAUCAGGUCAACAUCCAGAUCCUGGAGAGCGACAAGCACCUGACUCUGGGCCAGAACGACACAGCCUUCAGUUGUGAUGGCACCUCCAACACCUUCAGAGUCCUGUUCACAGAGCCGGUAGAAGUCCUUCCUAACGUCAGCUACACCGCCUGUGCAACUUUAAAGGGACCAGACUCACACUACGGCACCAAGGGCCUGAAGAAAGUCAGCCAGGAGUCGGCAGCGGGGACCAAGACCACCUUCGUCUUCUUCAAGUCCCCCGGGAACAACAACGGUACUUCGGUGGAGGACGGCCAGAUACCGGAGAUCAUCUACUACAGACUGGACUGAAGUACAGUAUGUACAGUUUGUCCUCCAUGAUACUUGGCAGGUGUCAAGGCACAUUUCCUCCCCAGGACACGAAGCACGGGCAGGAUGGUUGCCAGCCAAAGUUCUGUGAGUUUUUACUCCUGCUCCCUUCUCAGUAUCAUUGUACAGUGGCGCUACGUGUGUGUGUGUGUCUGUGUGUGUGUGUGUGUGUGUGUGUGUGUGUGUGUGUGUGUGUGUGUGUGUGUGUGUGUGUGUGUGUGUGUGUGUGUGUGUGUGUGUGUGUGUGUGUGUGUGUGUGUGUGAGACGCUUCUUGGUCUGCUGGAACCCUCACUCACAUUAAAACCACUUCUUCUGUUGGAUGGA